AGAGCAAGGGAACAAAUGCUGAAAAUACUAAAUUUAAUUUUUUUAAUAUAUUUCGUGGAUUACCUUAGCUCUUUAAGCUUUGCUAAACAGGUUUAUGCGCAAUAUUACGGCGAUAUAAACAAUGCAAUAGAUGACGAUCUUAAAGAUAAUUAUAAUGUUGUCAAUCGUGAACAUAAUUAUGAGCAGCAACAAUCAAUGAAAAUGAAAUCGCGUCACAAUAAAGCCAGAGAUAGUGUUCCGCGAGGUAAUCGUUUUCAGACAGCUGCCGCAGUGAAUUCAGAUACCGAUGUGGAACGCGUUGUUAGUAUUAUGAACCAACAUCAGGAGCAAUAUAAACAAUUAAAUUUGCGUCAUAAUUAUAACAGUAAUCACAAAUGUCGAAUAUAUAUUCCUAACGAAGCCAUUAGCAAAUAUCCUUGGGCUAGUAUUGUCCAAUCGGAUAAAGCUAAUCAAUUAAUAUUGAUAGAGAUUUGUUGUGCUGGCUAUGGUGCAGUUCGUUGGCGGGGUAAUACUUUAUGUCGUCCUUUAUGUGAAAAUUGUCGCAAUGGUUUCUGUGUUCAACCCGGAGUAUGCCAGUGCUAUGAUGAAUUCGUAAGCAACGAAAACGGUGAUUGCGUUUUCGCUUGUCCUUUGGGCUGUUUGAACGGGCGUUGUUACUUGGAUGGGAGUUGCCAAUGUGAUCCGGGCUAUAAAUUAGAUGAAACAAGAAAAUAUUGCCGACCUAUUUGUAGUGGCGGUUGCGGUACAAAUCCCUUACAUAAUUGCACAGAACCUGAAGUCUGCAAUUGCAUCAAAGGCUACAAAUUAUCAGACAACGAUUGUCAGCCAGUGUGCCAGCCGGAAUGCGGCAUCGGCGGAAUAUGUAGAAAGCCAAACGCCUGCGAUUGCUUACCAGGAUAUACUCUCAAGGACGGUAUUUGUCAAGCUGUUUGUUACCAAAAAUGUGAAAAUGGUAUUUGUUAUAGCCGCAACCGCUGCAUUUGCAAACCGGGUUAUACCUAUCAUGAACGUUCUACACAGUGUAUACCUAUGUAAAGGAGAGCGAAACAGAAAAAGAACACUCUUGCUUUAAAUUUAUGAAUUUAUUAAGCUUAAUAUUGUACAGAUUUUAAAAUAUUUUAUAAAUUUUAG
Molecule: messenger RNA, 1131 nt
Organism: Glossina fuscipes
Lineage: Eukaryota; Metazoa; Arthropoda; Insecta; Diptera; Glossinidae
Product: von Willebrand factor D and EGF domain-containing protein
Exons: 3
Coding region: 16-1035 (339 amino acids)
Source: RefSeq, a predicted model, not a curated record